CAUCUCCGUCAGUGCGCAACCUCUGCUCCUCAUCAAACGCAAAGUUUGGCGACCCUUCUUCGAUUUCCCACAUACACCGAAGUUUCGACAGAUGGCCAACAAUCAGCCAGGCGGCUCGAUAUCCGCGGUGCAGGCGGCGUCAGCAGCCUCUGCUGUCGCUGCUGUCGCUGCUCUCGGCCGUCCCCCGUCAGCCGCAGCCUAUUCAGCGGAUCACCUCGUGUACUACAACAAGGAGACCGCGACCUGGCGUUUCGAAGACGAUGAUGGAAAUGAGAUGGAAUUCGACGCCACCAAGGGCUCCUGGGUCCCCGUGCUGGACGACGACCUCAUCAAGCGGCACCAGGCUGCAUACUCGGUCGCAGGCGUCGACGAGAACGCCCCGGCGGCGCCCGUGCUCAAGCGCGAGAGCAAGAAGAGGAAGGAGGUGGACUACACGUCGGCGACCGUGCCGGACGAGGGCCCAAGCAAGAAGAAGAAGAAGGACGCGGAGCGCAAGUCGAAGAACACGUCCGUAUACGUCACGGGCCUCCCCCCCGACACGGACUCGGACGAACUCGUCGCGCGCUUCUCGAAAUGCGGAGUGCUCGAGGAGGACGACGAGGGGGACCCGAAGGUCAAGAUGUACGCGCGGGAAGACGGCACCUUUAACGGCGAGGCGCUCGUGUCGUACUUCAAGGAGGACUCUGUCCUGCUCGCCCUCAACAUCCUCGAUGACGCCGAACUCCGGAUCGGCGAUCCUAGCACGCGGAUGUCCGUCAGCAAGGCCGAUUUCAGCGCGAAGGGCAAUGCCGGCCAGAGCGGGGACAAGCCGCGCAGGACCGUCGACAAGAAGAAGGCAACGAGGCGGAUCGGGAAGAUGCAGAAGAAGAUUGACGAAUGGAAGGACGAGGAUGGCUUCGGACCGCAGCUGGAGGUCCAAGACACGCAACCUGUAGCGAACAGGAAUAGUCGAGUGGUCGUGUUAAAGCACAUGUUCACGCUUGAAGAGCUCGAGAAGGACGCUACGCUCCUCCUGGACCUGAAGGAGGAGGUGCGCGAAGAAGCGGAGACGCUUGGGGAGGUCACGAACGUAGUUCUGUACGAUAAAGAGCCCGAGGGCGUGAUGACCAUAAAGUUUAGGGAUCCAUUGAGUGCUCAAGCCUGUAUCAUCAAAAUGAAUGGUCGCUUCUUCGACGGUCGACGAGUGGAGGCGUACCUGUACGAUGGCAGGCAGCGAUUCAGGCGUAGUAACGCGGCGGACGAUAUCGAUGGCACUGGGGACGAGGCAGAGAAGCGACGUUUGGCAAACUUUGAGGAGUGGUUGCUCAAUGAUGGCGACUAACCGCUGGUUCCUUUACGGACAACAAUCUACUCCCUGCUUGCUUCUCUG
Molecule: messenger RNA, 1369 nt
Organism: Schizophyllum commune H4-8
Lineage: Eukaryota; Fungi; Basidiomycota; Agaricomycetes; Agaricales; Schizophyllaceae
Exons: 6
Coding region: 92-1321 (409 amino acids)
Biological process (GO): mRNA splicing, via spliceosome
Cellular component (GO): U2-type spliceosomal complex; U2 snRNP
Molecular function (GO): RNA binding
Source: RefSeq, a predicted model, not a curated record